Messenger RNA from Penicillium crustosum, 729 nucleotides. Its product is annotated as GPR1/FUN34/yaaH. Lineage: Eukaryota; Fungi; Ascomycota; Eurotiomycetes; Eurotiales; Aspergillaceae. The record is from RefSeq and is a predicted model, not a curated record. Gene Ontology annotation, molecular function: acetate transmembrane transporter activity. Bases 1 to 729 code for a protein of 242 amino acids. Gene Ontology annotation, cellular component: plasma membrane. The transcript has 5 exons.
AUGUCUACCGUGAAGGAGGAUGAGACACGGGUCUCGAGACCGAGUCAAUCUGCCAGGAAGCCCGGUGCUCAUUUAGCAAACCCUGCACCUUUAGCGAUGGGUGGUUUUGCUACCACUCUGCUAUCUGUGUCUUUGGCUAUGAUGAACUUCCGUGGUGUCUACACACAAACUAUUUUCAUGGGUGAUCUUUGCUUUGUCGCUGGGAUCGGUAUGCUCAUUUCCGCUCAAUGGGAGAUGGCCCGAGGGAAUACAUUUUCUUAUACAGUUCUUUCUGCCUAUGCAUUCUUUUAUGGCGGUUACGGAGUAAUUAUGAUUCCCACAUUAGGCAUCGUGGAUGCAUAUGGCGGUUAUACUCCAGAGUACCACAACGCCCUGGGUUUCUUUGUCUUGUUAUGGGCGGUCUUCAACCUCUUCUUUCUCUUAGCCAGCUGUGCUCUGAACAUUGUUUAUAUCCUUCUGUUCCUUACACUUGAGCUGUGUCUCAUUUUCGACGCCGCGUCUAGCUUUGUCCUGGCCGACGGGUUGAUCGACAAAAGUGCGAAUCUCAUGACCGUUGCCGGUGCUUUCGCUUUCGUUUCCAGUUUACUUGGAUACUAUUCUGUUCUUCAUUAUCUGUGUGAAGACUCUCUGCCAUUCUCGGUUCCGAUGGGCGACACUUCUCGGGCUUGGAAGCGUUGGUGCAAAAAGACAACUCGGGAAGAUUCGAAGGGUCAAGAAGAAUUGGUGUGA